AUGAGCCGCCAAUUCACCUGCAAGUCGGGAACUGCUGCCAAGGGGGGCUUUAGCGGCUGCUCAGCAGUGCUCUCAGUGGGCAGCUCAUCCUCCUACCGGGCAGGUGGCAAAGGGCUCAGUGGGGGCUUCAGCAGCCGGAGCCUGUACAACUUGGGGGGUGCCCGGAGCAUCUCCUUUAAUGCGGCCAGUGGAAAUGGGCGAGCAGGGGGCUACAGGUUUGGCCGGAGCCGGGCCAGUGGUUUUGCGGGCAGCAUGUUCGGCAGUGUGGCCCUGGUGCCCAUGUGCCCAUCCGUGUGCCUUCCGGGAGGCAUCCAUCAGGUCACCAUCAACAAGAGCCUCCUGGCCCCCCUCAAUGUGGAGCUGGACCCCGAGAUCCAGAAAGUGCGUGCCCAGGAGCGGGAGCAGAUCAAGGCUCUGAACAACAAGUUUGCUUCCUUCAUUGACAAGGUGCGGUUCCUGGAGCAGCAGAACCAGGUGCUGGAGACAAAGUGGAACCUGCUGCAACAGCUGGACCUGAACAAUUGCAGGAACAACCUGGAGCCUAUUUACGAGGGCUACAUCAGCAACCUGCGAAAGCAGUUGGAGACGCUAUCUGGGGACAGGGUGAGGCUGGAUUCAGAGCUGAGGAGCAUGCAGGACGUGGUAGAGGACUACAAGAAGAGGUAUGAAGAGGAAAUAAACAAGCGCACGACUGCAGAGAAUGAAUUUGUGGUGCUUAAGAAGGAUGUGGAUGCAGCUUACAUGAGCAAGGUGGAGCUUCAGGCCAAGGUGGAUGCCCUGGAUGGAGAAAUCAAGUUCUUCAAGUGCCUGUACGAGGGGGAGAUUGCUCAGAUCCAGUCCCACAUCAGUGACACAUCUGUCAUCCUGUCCAUGGACAACAACAGGAACCUGGAUCUGGACAGCAUCAUAGCCGAGGUCCGCACCCAGUAUGAGGAGAUCGCCCUGAAGAGCAAGGCCGAGGCUGAGGCCCUGUACCAGACCAAGUUCCAGGAGCUGCAGCUGGUGGCCGGCCGGCAUGGGGAUGACCUCAAACACACCAAGAAUGAGAUCUCAGAACUGACCCGUCUCAUCCAAAGGCUGCGCUCAGAGAUCGAGAGUGUGAAGAAGCAGUGCUCCAGUCUGGAGACGGCCAUUGCUGACGCCGAGCAGCGGGGGGACAAUGCCCUGAAGGACGCCCGGGCCAAGCUGGAUGAGCUGGAGGGCGCCUUGCACCAGGCCAAGGAGGAGCUGGCCCGGAUGCUGCGUGACCACCAAGAGCUCCUGAGCCUGAAGCUGGCCCUGGACAUAGAAAUCGCCACCUACCGCAAGCUGCUGGAGGGAGAGGAGUGCAGGAUGUCUGGAGAAUACACCAACUCCGUGAGCAUUUCGGUCAUCAGCAGCUCCACAGCCGGGACUACGGGCUCAGGGGCCGGCUUUGGGUUCAGCAGUGCCAGCACCUGUGGCUACUGGCCCAGCUCUGUUGGUGGGGGCUAUGGCAUACUGUCUGGGGGCUGUGUCACUGGCAGUGGGAACUGCAGCCCCCGUGGGGAGGCCAAAACCAGGCUGGGGAGUGCAAGUGAAUUCAAGGACUCCCCAGGGAAGACCUCAGCUCUGAACUCACCCACCAAGAAAUCCACGAGAUAA
Molecule: messenger RNA, 1623 nt
Organism: Galeopterus variegatus (Sunda flying lemur)
Lineage: Eukaryota; Metazoa; Chordata; Mammalia; Dermoptera; Cynocephalidae
Gene: KRT73
Product: keratin 73
Exons: 9
Coding region: 1-1623 (540 amino acids)
Biological process (GO): keratinization; intermediate filament organization
Cellular component (GO): keratin filament
Molecular function (GO): structural constituent of skin epidermis
Source: RefSeq, a predicted model, not a curated record